AUAUAAACGCAACCCGUGACAGAGUUUUUCAGUCGAACAUCUCGGAUUGAAGAAGAAACGGUUUCUGAAGCGAUCAAAUUAUAUUCAAAUUACAUUCAGGCAUGUUUCGAUCCCGUUUUCGAAGAAAGAAAUCAAGCCAGGAAAAGGUGGCAAACAAAGGGAAACCUUCCCAGUCUCAGCAGAGUGUCCCGGAUGCUCCUGCUGCUGCUGCCACACCAGUUUCAGCCCCAUCACCAAAGGUGGGAGAAACUAAACAAACAAAGAAGAAGAAGAAGAAGAAAUGGCUGACUCGCCUUUUCAGUUGGUUUCAGAAGAAGGACUGCGAUGCUGAUUCAGAGACCAGUGAGACCACUGCACCACAGUCAACAAAGAAGAAAUCCUGGUGGCCUUUUAAACUCUUCAAGAGUAAAACCCGGGCCAGUCCAGAAUCCGACUGUGAGGCAUCAAAACAAACAGACCCCAAAAAUGCAGCAGGUGGAACUAAUUCCAGCAGAUCCAGCAGCACCCUUAAAGAAUGCGAUGAGGACAGUUUGAUAAUUGACUACAACACAUGCAAGUUGAUUCAACUGUUGAACAUUCUGUGUGCAAAUAUGCCAGCAGAUGAAGACUUGCAUGCACACGUAUUUGACGAAACUGUGAAACAGCUGCUAGGGGACAACAUGGCUACUGGUGGGUACACAAAAACUCCAGAACCAGAGAAAGUAGCAAACCCGGAAGGCCGAAGCACCAGCUCCUGCGGGUUUCCAAACAUCGGAAACAGCUGCUACAUGAACUCCUGCCUUCAGACCCUCCUCAGCCUGCAGGAUUUUAUGAGAGAUAUCAGCCGUCAAAAGGAUUUGUGGGGUUUAGUUCCCGGAGCUCAACUCUUAAGGCGAUUUACUGACAUCAGGGACUGCCUUGACUCAGAAGAUUGCAGUAUGAAACUCGGCCGCCUGAGCGCCUUUAAAAACACAUUUGCCAUACACGCUCCUGAUUACAGUGACAAUGAAGAGAAAGAUGCUCACGAGUUCUUAACACUGCUGUUGGACCAGUUCCAAAUGAUGUCCUCUGAGCUGCAGAAGACGGCAGCUCUCCUGGGCCAAAGUUACACCUGCCCAGUGGAAGGCCAUUUUGUUUUCUACAUGGAAAACUUGAGAACAUGCAAGAGCUGUGGAGCCGAGACAUCGCACCAGGAGAAGUUCACGAGUUUGUCUCUAGACCUCGUUGUGAAAGGCUCAGUUUUGGACAUGUUUGAGGCUUCUCUGCAGGAAAAAGAGUUGGAGUUUAAGUGCGAGUGCGGAGGGACGACAUCAGGACUGAAGUCGUCCUUUGAUACGCUGCCAAAAAUCCUCAUCUUGCACCUCAAAAGAUUUUGCAUCACUCCAACGUACACACUGACAAAACUGUCUGACCCCAUCAAUCUGCAGAGGGAUUUGAUAGUGCCAUCUAAUCAGGGUGGUGCCUGCUAUAGUCUUGUUAGUGUCAUCAGCCAUUAUGGAAGCACACAGACUGGACACUACAUCUCUAAUGCCGUCCAUCCUGAUGACAGUCCAUAUGAUCCAGUAGAUCGGUGGCUCACAUUCAACGACAAUAUUGUCUUUGAAACACCUGGAUCCACCGUUUGCAAGGAACAGAACCGCUUGGCGUACAUCCUGUUUUAUAAACGCCAUGUCUAGAACUGGCUGCACCAUGAACCAGGAGUGGUCAUCAAGCUCCAGAUGGAGGAAGAAUGGACAUCCUAAGCUGCUGCCGCUGACUCUGUUGGUAACCCCAUGCCUUAGGAGGAAGGGUUCCUCCCAGAGAGCCUGGUUCCUCCCAAGAUUUCUUCCUCCAAGAGGGAGUUUUUUCUUGCCGCCGUCGCCCCACAUUCACUGGUAAAGAGAUAAGACCAUCUCAUCAGCAGAGACGUUAUUCAAAUCCCAGAUAGGUUCCACGUCCUGCUGAAAAGACUAGUGCUGCACUGAUAUUAGGUUCAACUUGUUUGUGUUCCAUUUCUCUUUAGACAAACAAGUAUUAAGAUCAUGUUAGAAAAGUUAUUGAUGAAUAAAAAAAUUAAUAAUUUCCAAAUCAGUGCAUCACCAGUAGAGAUGGUUCUUCUCUUGACCAGUGUUUGGCUUGCUCUCUGGGAACAACAAAAAU
Messenger RNA from Archocentrus centrarchus (flier cichlid), 2118 nucleotides. Its product is annotated as ubiquitin carboxyl-terminal hydrolase 37-like. Gene Ontology annotation, biological process: G1/S transition of mitotic cell cycle; protein deubiquitination. The record is from RefSeq and is a predicted model, not a curated record. Bases 102 to 1655 code for a protein of 517 amino acids. Gene Ontology annotation, molecular function: cysteine-type deubiquitinase activity. Lineage: Eukaryota; Metazoa; Chordata; Actinopteri; Cichliformes; Cichlidae. Gene Ontology annotation, cellular component: nucleus; cytosol. The transcript is spliced from 17 exons.